This is a messenger RNA of Myripristis murdjan (pinecone soldierfish), 5524 nucleotides long. RefSeq names its product methionyl-tRNA synthetase 1 (gene mars1). Bases 168 to 2960 code for a protein of 930 amino acids. NCBI's taxonomy places the organism in Eukaryota, Metazoa, Chordata, Actinopteri, Holocentriformes, Holocentridae. Gene Ontology annotation, biological process: methionyl-tRNA aminoacylation. Gene Ontology annotation, cellular component: cytosol; aminoacyl-tRNA synthetase multienzyme complex. The record is from RefSeq and is a predicted model, not a curated record. The transcript is spliced from 23 exons. Gene Ontology annotation, molecular function: methionine-tRNA ligase activity; ATP binding.
UUGUAAUCGAUUGAACAGCGCUUGCAUCAGCGCGUGGAAACGGCACUCACCGGGAAAGUUGCAGACAGGGUAGUUUUGUCAUUUUUAAAGUAAAUUAUUGUCAGCGUUGAGCCAGGUGUCACCCUUAAACCCGUCUGAAACGUAGCUGAGCAACACACACGGCCCAAAUGAAACUGUUCGCAAGUGAAGGCAACCCGCAUUGCCUGAAGGCGCUAGCUGCUUUAGAAGUGACUGGAGUACAAUGUGACGUUCAAUAUGUCAACCACGAAGAGAGAGUGGUGCCCUUCCUCAGCCGUCCAGCCUUGCCAGCCCUGCUCCUGCCCAACGGACUGUACCUUUUCAGCUCCAAUGCCAUCUGCCGAUACCUGUUUGAAGUGAGUGGACAGGAGAGCAGUGACCUUUGCAGUCAGUGGCUUGAAUGGGAGGCUACUGACCUUCAGCCUGCAGUGCUGCGGGCUCUGCAUGUGGCAGUGCUUCAGGGAAAAGGAGCAGAGGUGUCCAAAGCCCUUCAGGGCCCCCUGAACUACCUGGACCAGAGCUUGAGCAAGAGGACCACGCCAUAUUUAACUGCAGAAAGUGUUUCGGUUGCUGAUGUUGUUCUGUGGUCUGCACUGUACCCUGCUUUAUCUGCCUCUUCUCUAGCAGUGGAUGUGCCUAAGUCGGUGCAGGCCUGGUUUGACCGUGUGGCUGCUAUACAGGGCUGCCAGGCUGCUGCUCAGAAGGUGCUGCAGGGAAAAGGCCUGCAGGGCAUGAAGAACUACAUGCAGAGGCAGCCUGCCCCCCAGAGCAGCCAGUGCCGAGACACUUUGUCACAUAACAGCAGCCCCACUGAGUGUGAUGAAGGGGAGCGUGUGGUGUCAGAAGAGGAGAUGGAGGCAGCUGCUCUCACCUGGAGUAAAGGUUUGGACAGCUGUCCAGUGGCCACAGAGAGGCAGCACCCCAUCCUGCCUCAGGAGGGCAAGCGUAACAUCCUGCUGACCAGCGCCUUGCCUUACGUCAACAACGUCCCUCACCUGGGCAACAUCAUUGGCUGUGUCCUCAGCGCUGAUGUCUUCUCCAGAUAUGGCCGUCUGCGUGGCUGGAACCUGCUUUUCAUAUGCGGUACAGAUGAAUAUGGCACAGCCACAGAGAACAAGGCCAGAGAGGAAGGCCUAACACCGCAGCAGAUCUGUGACAAGUACCAUGCCGUCCACGCCAGCAUCUACAAGUGGUUCCAGAUUGACUUUGACUUUUUCGGCAGAACCACCACCAAGAAACAGACGGAGAUUGCUCAGGACAUUUUCUGGCGGCUCCAUAAGCGGGAUUUCCUAGUGGAGGACACGGUGGAGCAGCUACGCUGUGAGAGCUGCCAGCGCUUCCUGGCUGACCGCUUUGUAGAAGGAAUCUGUCCCUUCUGCAACUACCCAGAGGCCCGUGGGGACCAGUGUGACAAGUGUGGGCGGCUCAUCAACGCCGUGGAGCUCAGGGAACCCCAGUGCAAAGUCUGCAGGCAGACUCCUGUCAUCCGCUCCUCCAAACAUCUGUUCUUGGACCUGCCCAAGUUGGAGGGUCAGUUGGACGAGUGGCUGGAUAAAUCAACUGGCUCAGGAGACUGGACUGCCAACGCCAAACAGAUCACCCGCUCAUGGCUGCGAGACGGACUCAAACCUCGCUGCAUCACCAGGGACCUGAAGUGGGGAACACCAGUGCCUCACCCAGACUUUGCAGAGAAGGUGUUCUAUGUGUGGUUUGAUGCUCCUAUCGGCUACCUGUCCAUCACUGCCAACUACACAGACCAAUGGGAGAAGUGGUGGAAGAAUCCUCAGCAGGUGGAGCUAUAUAACUUCAUGGCUAAGGACAAUGUGCCGUUCCACAGUGUGGUGUUCCCCUGCUCCCUACUGGGAGCUCAGGACAACUACACCCUGGUCAACCACCUCGUUGCCACUGAAUAUCUGAAUUACGAGGACACAAAGUUCUCCAAGAGCCGUGGUGUGGGUGUGUUUGGAGACAUGGCCCAGGACACAGGCAUCCCCUCCGAUGUGUGGCGGUUCUACCUGCUGUACCUGCGUCCAGAGGGCCAGGAUUCAGCUUUCUCCUGGGCUGACAUGGCUCUGAAGAACAACUCUGAGCUGCUCAAUAACCUGGGCAACUUCAUCAACAGAGCUGGGAUGUUUGUCAGUAAGUUCUUUGACGGCUGUGUUCCUGUGAUGGAGCUACAACAGGAAGACAAGAGGCUUCUGGCUCAGGUGGGCUGGGAGCUGCGCCAGUACAUCCAGCUCAUGGACAAAGUCAAAAUCCGCGAUGCUCUGAAACACAUCCUGAACAUCUCUCGUCAUGGCAACCAGUACAUUCAGGUUAACGAACCCUGGAAGAAUAUCAAAGGAGGCGACUCAGAAAGGCAGCGUGCGAGCACAGUAACCGGUUUGUCCGUGAACAUUGCGUGCUUGCUGUCCGUGAUGUUACAGCCGUACAUGCCGGCGGUCAGCCAAACCAUCAGGAAGCAGCUCAACGCGCCCGAGUCAUGUAUCAACACCAUGUUGCAAGGCACUGGCACCUUUGUAUGUGCCCUGACUGCUGGCCACCGCAUCGGCACGGUCAGUCCAUUGUUCCAGAAACUGGAGGCGGACCAGAUCGAGGCUUUGAAGAAGAGAUUUGGUGGACAGCAGCCUGAGGAUGAACCACCUAAAAAGAAGACUCAGGCGACAUCUCAGAACACUGCCAGCGCCAAGCCUGCUGCUGCGCCAGCCCCAGUCGCUGUUGCCGAGACGGCGGCGGUGAAUGGAGCCGACCCAGAGAGAGCCAGGCAGCUCACACAGGCUGUGGCUGAGCAGGGCGACAAGGUGCGAACACUCAAGGCCCAGAAGGCAGAGAAGGCCGUUAUCACAGCAGAGGUGGCCAUGCUGUUGGACCUGAAGAAACAGCUCGCUCUGGCAGAGGGGAAGAGCCCCGAGCCCACACCUCAGAAGGGCAAGAAGAAGUGAGAGAGAGAAAGAAAAAAAAACUGACAGGUGAAAGGAGUCUGGGGAAUUUCCAGUUACCAAGCUCCCUUCUCUCUGUCCUGUGCCCUUGGUCAAGGUUCCACGCCCCUGUCCGCCUGCCACACACACACACACACACACACACACACUCUCACACACACACACACACACACACACACACACACACACACACACACACACACACCAGCUGUCGGAAUCCUUCCCCUCUAUGAACUGAGACCAACUGAUACAGCUGUUAACAUGAACUGGAGAUACAGUAAAUAUUUUACCCCCGGCUCGCCCUUUCUUAUCGUCUUACCACGUUUGCCCUCUUUUCCCGGGUCCCAGACAGCCAGACACCUCGCCUCACCAACAGCUGUGAGAGCAGUUCACUAAACCAGAGGAAACGCCGGCCUGUUGGCGAGAGCCGCAGGAAAGGUACAUCAAAAAAUCUUGGUCUGUUUUGGGAAAAAUGUAGUUCCAACUCGAAUGCGAGUUCCUAUGGCUGCCGUACACCCACAAGGUUUAAAGGCAAUAUAAAUGGGCAAUUUUGCCAAUAAUUAUGAGUAACAGAAUUUUGUCUUUAAGCUUUUGCUCUCCAUUGCAUUCAUCUCAUUUGCCAAUUCUCAUCUCUGCUGAAGCCAAUAGUGCAAUUCUCUAUUGUCUGAAGCAGAUGCCCAUUAAUCAUCACCUUUACAUUUUAUUUCCUGGAGAAGUUGCCCAUUUAUCAUCUCCUAUACAAGUGGGAUGUCCGGCGUUCGCAGUGGUACACUUUCUUUAUGUGCACACACUCAGAAGUUAAUUCACAACAUUUUUGGAAAGUUAUUAAGCUAACUCCUCAACCCCACCUCACCCCAGAUUUAAUGGGUACACGCCACAUCCACUUGUUGUUAGGCAUGAUUUCCCUGUUUAGAGCUUUAGGAGACUUUCCAGACAAUCUUGUUAAUCUUGUUAACCAAUUAACCCCUGUGUACCCCCUACCGUUUCCUGUUCUUACCCACCCUUCCCUGUUUUCAUUCGCUCCCAAGCUUCAUUCUGCCCCACAACUGUAUCCACCCUCUUCCUCUCUCCUCCCUCUCGCCUUCAGUCCAGGCGUACACAAACCUCACCUGUCCAGACCCAUUCAGGGAAUGUGGAAAACUGGAAGAUGCAGCGGCGCACAGCUCCUUGCCUUCUUCUCUCCGUAGCGGCUUUUUGCCUUGUCUGAAAUCAGUUGAUCUUUGUCUGCAUCAACUUUCCCCUGCCUGCUUUUUGCUUUAAGCUCCAUUGUUGAUUUUGUUAUUUUUGGUUUCAUAGGUAAGAGCAAUAAAAUAACAAUAUUAUACCAUAAUAAUGCAUCAUUUGGAACUGUGAAUAUUACUUUGAAAUCUAAUUUGUAAAAAAUAUUUAAUCACAGAGCAUUGUAAUCAGUCUGCAUAAUCAUUGCUCAAAUUCCAUAAGGUAGACUGAUUAUUUCCAGUCACUUUGAAAAUUGUGAUUAUUUUGUCUCCAGGAUCGCUAGUAUGUAGGAGACAGAUGUACAGUUUGUACAAGUUUACAGAGUUUAAUUUUAACACGUAUUUAUUACCGUCUGAAUCCACUCUCAAUACCAGUCAUUUGUCAGAGAUUUUUCAUCACUGACUUAACAUGCCAAAGAUAAGACAUGAGAAAAAAGCCAAAAGUAAAGCCAAGCCAAAGAAGAGACUGUAGGGCAUUAAACAUUAAACGCCUGUCUGAACAGGUGGGUAUACUGGCAGUGAGACAGACACUCCAGGCUCUCCUUCCAUCCUUCUCUUCCCUUCCUCGUAGUUUCCCCAACCUGCAGCAGAAACAAAGGUUUUGGAGCGAUUGGCGCUCCCGGUAGCCCCCCUCUCUGUAGACAAGAAGUCCAGCCUGAGCACUUAGGAGCCUAAAGAGCUACUUUGUCCAGUGUGGCUGGGGUGUUGAAGGAGGCAGAAAGCAGGGCGGAGGGAAUUCAAGUUUUGUUGCGCCAACACCGGGCUGCCAGCAUGUGUAGCCACUAUUCCACCACACAGUCAAGAAUAACCAUGGCUUAAGCGGUAUUUAUGUUACUAAAUCCCUUAAGAAUAUUUGCUCUGUGUUUUUGUCGUGUCUUUAAAAUCUUUUUUUUUUUUUUUUUUUCCCACCGGAUAAUAUGCACUCAUUCUUUUUUUUUUUUUUUUUUUUAAAUUCAUUCAUUAAUUGUCUUUGUCACCUCAUUCUUAUGACAUGAGGUGAGGCAUAAUUUGAGAUAAAAUUAUAACACACUUCUUGCCUUUAUCACCAGCAUUCUGAGCGAGGCCUGAACCCUUGGCAAACUCCGGUUGCUUUUUGACAGAUGGGGUCGGCCUGGCCGGAUCUUGAGCACCAAAAUAGACGGACAUUAUAUACAGUACAUGGUAUGUCUCUGUGCUCAUCUGGGCCAUUUGCCUCUGAGUCUCAUUCCCUGUAAGUCACACUUGAUCUCUUCCAGCUGAAUUCGCCACACUCCAGCCCCACUGUCCUCGCAGCUCAGCUCCGCUAUAUGCACAGUAUGGGAAAACGGCAAGCUGGGAUGCAUGCUCAAAUAAAAUAUGGAUGUGAUACAC